This is a messenger RNA of Lolium perenne, 800 nucleotides long. Lineage: Eukaryota; Viridiplantae; Streptophyta; Magnoliopsida; Poales; Poaceae. The record is from RefSeq and is a predicted model, not a curated record.
CAAGCACGUCACGUACUGUACUUGCCUCAGACACACUAGUUGAAGGAGAAGAAACGUCGCCUCCUCAACAAGACGUCGUCACCACUACUCCGCCAUCAAGCCCCCGAGUCCCUUCACCAAAAAGGGCAAGGGUUGAAAAGAUUGUUGAUCCUGCCCCUCAGUUGGGCAGUUCGUCGACUCUGCUCUUAGAUGAUCCUAUGAUCAAGGAUCUUCUCCGCAUCGGGUCCCAAUUUAUUGGGUACCGUGAAUAUGCCGCCAGAGCCGAAGAAAAACUCUCAGAGGCCAACGAACGUGUCGACGCACUUGCUCAAAAACUCGAGCAAAGUGAGGCGGCUCGCAAGAAAGCUGAACUUGCUGCUAGCAAAGCCAAGGCCGAGGUUGAUGAAGCCAAGGUGAAAGCUGCUAGUGUCGAGGAACUGCAGAGAAGGCUCAAAGAUGCCGAAUCUGCCUUAGAUGAGCAGAAAACUGCACAAACUGUGCGUGAACAAGAGAUCAUCAAGCGUCUGAAGUCGCAAAGUCGGCGUACGCUGAGUAAUAUCAUCAACCCCUUCUAUUGUACUUCCUGUUUCUUGGUUUUUGACUAAUGGUUUGUCUUGUGUGGCAGCCCAAACAAACCAAGAUUUUGAUCUGGAGAAUCCCGUCAAUGACCCUCUCCUUGAUGCACUUUCUCUUCUGGAGUUCCAUGGGCGCGAAAUUCGUGAAGGCGUGGCCAAUGCCAAUGCGAGUUUGUCGGCGUUGUUCCCCUUCUUCUUCCCGAAGAAAGAGGAACCUUCAACUUUCCUUGCCCUUGCCAAGCUUUU